Messenger RNA from Lucilia cuprina (Australian sheep blowfly), 1879 nucleotides. Its product is annotated as putative mediator of RNA polymerase II transcription subunit 26. The annotation marks the transcript as partial. The transcript is spliced from 3 exons. Lineage: Eukaryota; Metazoa; Arthropoda; Insecta; Diptera; Calliphoridae. The record is from RefSeq and is a predicted model, not a curated record.
AAACUUAAACGGAUAAAUUUAAAAUAAAAACGUACAAAUAAAACAAAAUUAAUUUGCAUAGUAAAUAAUGAAGUGAAUACAAGAAAAAAUAAUAAUAAUUACUAAAAGAAAAAAAAAUUCAUUUACUAAUUCAAACAGCUUGAAAAGCUAAAAUAAUUAAAUUCAUAAUGAAGUUCUGUUUAAAAGUGAGUCUUUUAUGUUUGUUAUUUGUAACAGUGAUUGCGUCUGAAGAAACUAACUCAACAAUAACAAAGAAAACAAAUAGCAAGGUUGCGGAAAAGCUGUCUUAUCCAAAAAAAGUUAGUUCUAUUAAAAAAAAUCCCUCUAGAACUUCUUUGAAAAAAAUAGCAGAUAUAACUGAAAAGUUCAAAGAUUUGCCAGCCGAUGAUUUAGCAUUUAUUAAGGAAUUGGAUAAGCAAUUUAAACUGCACGGUGGAAAAGUUAAAAUUAAAGUAGAAAAUAAAAAUGUCACCGAAUCAAAAAAUAGCAAAAGAACUAUAGAUGGAGAGUUGGGCUAUGGUUAUGCCCACAAUGGUUAUCAGUACAAUCCUCCCAAGUUCAUGUUUUAUCCAUAUUCCCAACAAAAUAUAGGCAAUAAUGCGCCCAAUUACUUCCUAACUGGAGAUGGAAAAACUGAAGUGUCAAUAGAACCAUCAUAUUCAUAUGAAUUGAAGACGCAAUCCUAUAUUGCACAGAGUGGACCACAGAUAGAUGUACCUAAACCAGAACUCCAGCAACAAAUGGAUCACUACCAGACGCAACAGCACCAAGGCCAACAACAGCAUCAGUAUGAAGAACCAGUUAUUGUCUUGCGUAUACCCGGACCAGCUAAAUAUGCAUCACAUUUGCAAAUGCUUUUGCAAAAAUAUUUAGAAAUAAGAGCCGCACAAUACUUACGCAUCUUAGAAGAAGCUGAACAAAGAAACAAUCAGCAACAUCAGCUUCAACAAUUGGAUUACGGACAUGGAAAUACUGCAAUUAGUGAUGGUCAGGCUGAACACGUUGAACACCAUCAAUCCCAUGUUCCAAUAUCAGAUCAACAUGAUUAUCAACAGCAAGUACAAUAUGAUCAUCAAAUUGCUGUUACUCCCCAACCAUUGCAGUAUCCAGAAAUAGAUAGUGUCUACCAGAGCUAUAAGCACAGACAUUCUUCACAGCCCGAACAACCGCUACAAGAACAGCAGUCUUAUUAUGCCCCACAACAAGGUGGAGAAGAACAGCAGGCACCUCAGUAUCAACAUCAAUUACAAUAUCAGUCACAGGAACAAUAUCAACAGCAAGAACACCAACCUCAAUAUCAGCAACAAGGUCAAGAACAACCCCAGUUUUAUUACACUCACCAACAACAAUAUGCUCAACCUGAAGGCCCACCAGCCAACACAUAUCAGAAUGUAUUUUUAUUGUCCAUGAUGCCCCAGGGACACUCCGAAUAUGAAGCAUCUCAAGCUCAACCCGAGAAGCAACAACCUAUUUAUGUUCAAGAGCAGACAAAUCAAAAUGAACACUCAUCAACAUUGCCCGUAGCUGAAAAUAAUCCACGUCCAUCACACACUAAGGUUGUUUUUACAAACAAAAAUGAUAACUCCGCUCAAGAUUAUCAAAUGUACCAAUUACCUUCCAUAAAACCUAAUGAUAGACACACAGCUGCAUCUGUGCCAGAUUAUCACCAAGAUUUCCAGCAACAAAUUCAGUAUCAAAAUUUACAAGAAAAUCAGAACCCCCAGGAAAGUUCAACCAACUACCAGCAACAUUAUAACAAUGCGGAGUUGGUUAACCCCGAAGUAGCGACCGCCACACAAAGACCAUAUAAUUAUCAUGCCCAUAACGUUAAAGCUCGAGCAAGAGGACGGACAGCACAUACUAGAAGAGCAGCUUCGGC